AGAGCGGCGGCUCCGGUGGACGGAGCCCCGCGGGCACCAUGAGCGGUUCACAGACCAACGACACCAAAAGACAAUUUCUUCUGGAACGGCUGCUGGAUGCAGUUAAACAGUGUCAAAUACGAUUUGGAGGAAGAAAAGAAAUUGCUUCAGACUCAGAUAGCAGAGUGACCUGUUUGUGUGCUCAGUUUGAAGCUGUGUUCCAGCAUGGCCUGAGGAGGAGCCGGGGAUUGGCACUGACAGCAGCAGCAAUCAAACAGGCAGCAGGUUUCUCCAGCAAAACUGAAACAGAGCCAGUGUUCUGGUAUUAUGUGAAAGAGGUGCUGAACAGACACGAGCUGCAGCGCUUCUACUCUCUGAGGGCCAUCACCACCGACAUCGGCAGAGGCCGGGCUUGGCUGCGCUGUGCUUUGAAUGAGCAUUCCCUGGAGAGAUACGUGCACAUGCUGCUGGCAGAUAAGAGUCGCCUCAGUGUCUUCUAUGAAGACUGGUCUUUUAUGAUGGAUGAAGAACGUUCUAGCAUGAUCCCUACAAUGGCAGCUGGUCUGAACUCCAUUCUUUUUGCUAUCAACAUUGAUAAUAAGGAUUUAAAUGGGCAGAGCAAAUGCACACCCACUGUGUCAGAUUUGUUGAAGGAAUCCACACAAAAUGUGACCUCCUUAUUGAAGGAGUCCACUCAGGGCGUCAGCAGCCUCCUGCGGGAGAUCACUGCCUCGUCUGCCGUCUCCAUUCUCAUCAAACCCGAGCAGGACUCUGACCCUCUGCCUGUUCUGCCCAGGAAUGUCAGUGCUGAUUUGAAAUACAAAAAAGAUCGAAAAAAGAAGAAGAGGGUGACUAAUAUUAUCUCAUUUGAUGAAGAGGAAGAUGAGCAAAACUUGGGGGAUUGCACAAAGACUCUGAUGACAGGAGAAAGUUCAGAGGAGAGUGUGGACAGAUCUUCAGUUCUUGCAUUGUCUUCAUCUGAAAGCACUCUGGGAAAAAAUCUGAAUGGGAGUGAAAGUAACCAUUCGUGGAAGAACAAUUCAGUAUUCAUGAAUGGAGAGUAUGAGUACCAGAAACUGGAUGUGAAGAGCAUUGAUGAUGAAGAUGCAGAUGAGGAUGAGCUGUAUGGAAAAUCAUUAGGAAAUAAAGGCACAGAAGGUGGAACUGAAGCUUCUGAGAAGCCUCGGGAAAUAGUCACAUGCAAUUCUCAGAUAUGCAGCUGGAGUCCUCUGCAGGUCCUGAAUGAUGACUCAGAUGUUCUAUUUCCUGUCAGUGCUGUUGGCUCUUACUCCCAAACAGAUAACUUGGAGAAUGGAGAGGGGCAUGAACAUGCUGUUCAUCCAGUAGAACUGGUUCCAAGGAGAUCUGAUCUUCCUUACAGAGUGGAAGUCAGUCCUCCAGCUCAAGUGAAUACUUUAAGCAGUAUGUUGCCUUCAGCCACUGUGCCAGAAUCCAUGACAAUUAAUGAACUUCGUCAAGCUAUCGUGGCCAUGAUGAAUAGAAAGGAUGAGCUGGAAGAACAGAAUAGAUCCCUGAGGAACCUGCUGGAUGCAGAGAUGGAGCAUUCUGCAGCUCUGAGGCAGGAGGUGGAGAACUGCAGGAGGAAGGUGGCAGAGCAGGAGGAGCGACAUGCCACCAAAGUCCAGGCUUUGGCACGAGAAAAUGAGGUGCUAAAAGUGCAGCUUAAGAAGUAUGUAGGAGCUGUCCAGAUGCUCAGAAGAGAAGGUCAAACAGUGGAAGUUCUGCCAAACAUUUGGAGCACUGAUGGUGAAUUUACAAUUCCAGAGCAAAAGCAAGCAGAAAAUAAUGAGGAACUGGCCAGCUCUUAUGAAAGGAAGUUGAUUGAGGUGGCUGAAAUGCAUGGGGAGCUGAUUGAAUUCAAUGAGAGGCUGCACCGUGCUCUGAUGGCCAAGGAAGCUCUGGUGUUCCAGAUGAGACAAGAACUCAUUGAUCUGAGAGGGCCAGUCCCUGGAGAUUUAAGUCAAACAUCUGAAGAUCAGAGUUUAUCAGAUUUUGAAAUAUCAAAUCGUGCUCUCAUUAAUGUUUGGAUUCCCUCAGUCUUCCUGCGUGGCAAAGCUGCCAAUGCAUUCCAUGUUUACCAGGUUUAUAUCAGGAUAAAGGAUGAUGAGUGGAAUGUCUAUCGAAGGUAUGCAGAGUUCAGAAGCUUGCAUCAGAAAUUACAGAAUAAGUACCAGCAAGUGAGGACUUUUAACUUCCCACCAAAAAAGGCUAUUGGAAACAAGGAUGCAAAGUUUGUGGAAGAGCGACGCAAGCAGCUACAAAAUUACCUAAGGAAUGUAAUGAACAAAAUUAUUCAAACUGUGCCAGAAUUCACAGCCAAUCCCAAAAAAGAGACACUUAUUCAGCUGAUGCCGUUUUUUCUUGAUAUCCCAGCCUCUGGAGAAGCAGUGAGCAAAAGCAAUCGCUCCAGAGUGAGCACGCGCUUCCCCAAACUGUCCCGCGGCCACCCCCGGGAGCCCCGGAGCCUGGAGCCUCAGAGCGGGGACCUCUGACCCUGCCUGCCCUUGGCACCACGGGCAGCACGUCCUGGCAGUUGUUCUGUCAUUCCUUCCUAGCCUAUAUUUAUAAUUUAAGCUCCUGAAGAGACUACAGCUGCAUCAACUUAAAUCCUGAAAAGAGACAUUCAUUACCAAGGGUCAUAUCCUGAUUAACUACUUUGGAAGGCAGCAAUCACUUUCUCCAAGAAUACGAGGGCUCUUCACGAGAGCUCAGCAAACUGCUCGGCGUUUCCUUUGUUUUGUAAAGCUGCACUGCACAAAUUCUCCUUUGUUCCUCUGAAGUCCUUCUGUCACAAUGAAUUCCUUGUUUGUAUUAUGUUGUCCCUUUUCCAUGUACAGUUUUCUGUUCCAGAGAGACGUGGGCUUCAUGUCAAGACAAUUUUUUUUUCUCCUUAGAAGAACCUUCAUGAUUAUCACUACUUAAUGUCAGAAGGAUGUACUUAAAAGAACCUCACUAAUUUAUUACCUUUUGUAAAUAGAA
Molecule: messenger RNA, 2979 nt
Organism: Agelaius phoeniceus (red-winged blackbird)
Lineage: Eukaryota; Metazoa; Chordata; Aves; Passeriformes; Icteridae
Gene: SNX29
Product: sorting nexin 29
Molecular function (GO): phosphatidylinositol binding
Source: RefSeq, a predicted model, not a curated record